This is a messenger RNA of Bathycoccus prasinos, 2496 nucleotides long. RefSeq lists its product with no specific name. The transcript has a single exon. The record is from RefSeq and is a predicted model, not a curated record. The coding region runs from base 1 to 2496 and encodes 831 amino acids. Lineage: Eukaryota; Viridiplantae; Chlorophyta; Mamiellophyceae; Mamiellales; Bathycoccaceae.
AUGACGACGACGACGACGUCGUCCUCGUCUUCGUCUAGUCAACAGCAGCAGCAGCAGCAGCAGCAGCAAUCUUCUCUGAUGAUGAGAGAGUUGAUCAAGAAAUGCACCGGUCCCGAGUUGGAACGAGCGGAUGCGAUUGAGAAGAUGAUUCGUUUGAUUACGAAUACGAAUACGAAAGAAGGAAACAACAACAAAGAGAGUUCACCGUUGAGUCAAUUUUUCUUGCUGAAAGGGAUGCAGUCGAUAACGUUCGCGUUGAACGCGUCGUCGUUGGAAUCGAAGACGUGCGAGAAAGGGUGCGAGUUGAUUUGCGUGUUAUCGAAGAAGCAUAAAAACAGAGCGAAGAUGACGCAAUUCGGAGGGAGCGGGAACGUGGCGAAUUUGUUGCUAAGGAUUGCGCGGAAAUCGGAGAAUAUAGACGGGGAAACCUAUUAUCUCGCGAUUAAAAGUUUAGCGAAUUUCAGUCAAGAGUUGGAUUCGAAUCAUCAUCAUUCUUCUUUAUCUUCGUCUUCGAGUCAUCACCACGCGGGGUCUCUUCCGUCCUCGUCGUCUUCGUUUUCCGCCGGCGGAGGGAACGAGUAUUUCCCGGUGACCAAAGAGAGUUGCCUUUUACUGGUAAACUGCUUGAUGUCCAAACGGUUGGAGUGCGCGGAAGCCGCCGUGAUUGCUUUGAUUCAUAUUUGCAGGGCGAAAACAAACAAUAACAAUAGUAAUUUUGCAAACGCGGUUGGGGGUAGCGCGAGUAGUAGUAAUAACGAGAAGAACACGAAGCUGAUUUUGAAUCACGGCGUAUCGGAACCGCUGGUGACUUUACUCCAACGCGCGUUGGUACAGUCGCAACAAAAGACGACAAAAACGACGCACUUGUUGGAUUAUUGCGCGAAACUGAUCGUGUUGUUAUCCGGUCAAAGUUUAAAAGGUAGGCACAUGUUGAGGCAGGCGAGAGCGAUUGACGCUCUGACGAAAGCGUUGUUACAGUUCUCCCCGAGCGACGAGGCGACGGAGUCUUUAAUUUGGGCCAUAGCGUCGCUUUGUAACACGAGCGAUAAAUCUUCCACGUAUUCUUCUUCGAAUGAGGUGUCGGAAACGAUGGUGUUAGCGAUUGGCGAGGAGGCUAUUGAAAGCGUCGUUAAAAUAGCCGAGGCGCAUUCCGGAGCUUCAGCUAUAGCUCGACAUCGGGCAACUUUGACCAGUUAUCGAUUGUCUUCGCUUUUAGAAAACAAGAAAUAUUUACAGCGACACGCGAAAACAACCUUUGCGACGUUGUGCGAGACGUUUGCGAGAGAAAGUAGUAAUAUUAGUACUAGUUAUAACAACAACAACAACAACAACAACGACAACAACAGCGGAGCGGGAGGAGGUGAACACAGCGCGACGAACAAGGAAACGUCCGUGCUAGCGUUCGCGACGAUUGCUCGCAUAGUCGACGACAAAAAUUACGCGUGUGAACUGUUGAAAAACGACCGAUUGCCGAUUGGUGCGUACAUAGGCACGUCAGUCGCGAGAUGGCUCGGUUUACGAGUCGUCGAGAAGAACGAUCCGGCGAGGACUCUAGGGGUGUUGGAUUUACUCAAACUCGCUGCGAUUAUAGGAAGAACUGCGCAAACGACGAAGAAGACGAACCCUCCGAGUCAAGCAGCGAGCGCAUUUUGCGCUUCAGGAGGUGCGUACGUUUUAUGCGCGUCUUUAGAGCCACCCGAACACGAUUCCGACGGUGAGAACGACUCGGAGAAUGGUGACGGUGGUGAAGACGACGACGAUUUUUACGACGACGAUUUUUACGACGACGAUGGUUUCGGUACUCGAAGGAGUACCCACAAGAAGAAAAAUGCCAACAGCGACGACGACAACGAAACCGAGCAUCAGUCUUCAGCCGCACUUGUGGACGCGUGCCGCGCGUUAUCUGGUUUAUCGUCUCAUCCCGCGCACCAUUCGGCUUUGCGCGCGGCGAAUGUCGUGGAAGAGCUUCGCGCGAUGUUACAAACGGCAACGGGAAGGGCGGGCGAUCCGGUUCCUGCUCUCGCUCAAAUGUUUGCAAAGGAGUGUUUACAGAGAUUAGUCGGUCCAAAUGGUACGAUAAACACGGAGUCUGCGUCAUACGAUGUCGAUAGAUUCUUAACGCGAAGUUUGAGCAGGGAGGAGAAACCGGAGAAACCGCCGACGACAAAAAAACUCGCCACCGCUUCGUCUUUGAACGCGCACAAUAAUAAACUUUCGACAUCUUCGUCGACGAUGAUGUCAGAAAGCUUAUUAAAAACGGCAAAUUCCUCCAACAUCGACCGCAUGGAGCUGGGCGAGCACCGAAUAAACACGCAAACGAUGUCGUCACAACAUCAAAAGAAACGCAGACGAGGCGGUUCUCGUUUGUUCACUCGAAGACGGUGCAUCGUUUUGCUCUGCUUAUCGAGCGUCGUGCUCGUCACGUUCAGUUUAGCCGGGCGAUUGACCGAAGCUAUUUUGGCGUUAAAAAGCGUCUUAUCUGUCGGGAACUAUUAG